GCUGGCGCGCCAUCCGCGCUGCGUCCCCGACGGCGCGCACCGCCUCCUCUUCUGCCAGCAGCUGGUGCGGUGCCUCGGCCGCUUUCGCUGCCCGGCCGAGGGUGAGGAGGGCGCCGUGGAGUUCCUGGAGCAGGCCCAGCAGGUUAGCGGGCUCCUGGCGCAGCUGUGGCGCGCGCAGCCCGCAGCCAUCCUGCCCUGCCUCAAGGAGCUGUUCGCCGUCAUCUCCUGCACAGAGGAAGAGCCACCGUCCAGCGCCUUGGCCAGUGUGGUCCAGCACCUCCCGCUGGAGCUCAUGGAUGGUGUGGUCCGGAACCUCAGCAAUGACGACAGCGUGACCGACUCCCAGAUGCUGACUGCCAUUAGCAGGAUGAUCGACUGGGUGUCCUGGCCCCUGGGGAAGAACAUUGACAAGUGGAUCAUUGCCCUGCUGAAGGGCCUGGCUGCCGUGAAGAAGUUCAGCAUCCUGAUUGAGGUUUCGCUCGCCAAAAUCGAGAAGGUUUUCUCUAAGCUGCUGUACCCCAUCGUUCGGGGGGCUGCCCUGUCUGUCCUCAAGUACAUGCUCCUGACUUUCCAGCACUCCCACGAGGCCUUCCACCUGCUUCUCCCUCACAUUCCUCCCAUGGUGGCCUCUCUGGUCAAGGAGGACUCGAACUCCGGGACCAGCUGCCUGGAGCAGCUGGCAGAGCUGGUCCACUGCAUGGUGUUUCGGUUCCCAGGCUUCCCAGACCUGUAUGAGCCUGUCAUGGAAGCCAUUAAGGACCUCCACAUUCCCAAUGAGGACCGUAUCAAGCAGCUGCUGGGGCAGGACGCCUGGACCUCACAGAAGAGCGAGCUGGCUGGCUUCUAUCCCCGGCUCAUGGCCAAGUCAGACACGGGCAAGAUUGGCUUAAUCAACCUGGGCAACACAUGCUAUGUGAACAGUGUCCUUCAGGCCUUGUUCAUGGCUUCCGACUUUCGACACUGCGUGCUCCGCCUGACUGAGAACAACUCGCAGCCCCUGAUGACCAAACUGCAGUGGCUGUUUGCCUUCCUGGAGCAUAGUCAGAGGCCAGCCAUCUCUCCCGAGAACUUCCUCUCUGCGUCCUGGACACCCUGGUUCAGCCCUGGAACCCAGCAGGACUGUUCGGAAUAUCUGAAGUACCUGCUGGAUCGGCUUCAUGAAGAGGAGAAAACCGGGACGAGGAUCUGUCAGAAGCUCAAGCAGUCCAGCUUGCCCUCCCCACCGGAAGAACUCCCUAGCUCCCAUACGACAUCUGUGGAGAAAAUGUUUGGAGGCAAGAUCGUGACUCGGAUAUGCUGUCUGCACUGCCUCAAUGUUUCCUCUCGGGAGGAGGCCUUCACAGACCUCUCUCUGGCCUUCCCUCCUCCCGAGCGAUGCCGGCACCGCCGCCUGGGCUCGGUGAUGCUCCCCACAGAGGAUGUGCGAACCCAGGAGAUGGCACUGGCCACUAGAGCCCCGGCAACACAGAGGCAGAGGAAGCACUGUGUCACAGGGGAUGCUCCCUGCACUGGGCUAGACAUAGAAGGGCUGGGCAUCAUAGGCACCGGUGGACAGAGUGGGCAGGAGGAGAAGGUGGAGAGGGAGCAGGCCGGGAAGGAGAAGGAGGCAGCAGAGGAGGAAGAAGAGGAGGAAGGAGCAAGGGAAGAGGAGAAAGAGCAGGGGGAAGAAAAGGAGAAAGAGAAAAAAGAAGACGAAAAGGAAAAGGAAGCCGAGAAUGGCAAGGAGAAGGAGGGGGACAGCUCGGGUCCAGGGACCCACAGGGAUGCCGCGGUCCCGCCCAGGGAGCAGGUAUGUGGCCCUGAGGGUUCCCGCUCUGUACUGGACCUGGUCAACUACUUCCUGUCCCCGGAGAAACUGACAGCGGAGAACCGUUACUACUGUGAGUCAUGCGCCUCCCUCCAGGAUGCGGAGAAGGUGGUGGAGCUGAGCCAGGGUCCACGCUACCUCAUCCUUACACUACUGCGCUUCUCCUUCGACCUGCGCACCAUGCGGCGCCGCAAGAUCCUGGACGAUGUCGCCAUCCCCCUCUUGCUGCGCCUGCCGCUGGCCGGGGGUCAGGGCCAGGCCUAUGACCUCUGUAGCGUGGUGGUGCACUCUGGGGUGUCCUCAGAGAGUGGCCACUACUACUGCUAUGCCCGGGAGGGCGCUGCCCGGCAGAGCCCCGUCCUGGGGUCCACGGACAGGCCUGACCCUGAGAACCAGUGGUACCUGUUCAACGACACCCGGGUGUCUUUCUCGUCCUUCGAGUCCGUCAGCAACGUCACCUCCUUUUUCCCCAAGGACACUGCCUAUGUGCUCUUCUACCGCCAGCGGCCCAGGGAGGGGCCUGAGGCCGAGCCUGGGUCUCCCCGAGUCCGAGCAGAGCCCACCCUCCACAAGGACCUGAUGGAGGCCAUCUCCAAAGACAAUGUCCUCUACCUGCAGGAGCAGGAGAAAGAGGCCCGGAGCAGAGCGGCUUAUAUCUCUACACUCCCUGCCCCUCCACACUGGGGUCGGGGCUUUGAUGAAGACAAAGAUGAAGAUGAAGGCUCUCCAGGGGGCUGCAACCCUGCAGGUGGCAAUGGUGACUUCCAUAGACUGGUCUUCUAAUGGGAACUCCCACCCAUGGGGGUGUCGCAGUCAACCUCAAGAGUGGGGCCAGGUGGGGCUCAGGGCCCCGGGCAGAGCCCUCUGCCAUCUGGGGUCUUAAGGAGCUGCGGAGGCAAGCCCAAGGUGAAGCAGGUCCUUUCGAGGGCAAGGAGGAUGGAGAGGGACUAUCUGGGAUGUCAGCCUACAGCUGAGGGUCACAGAGAAGCUGAAACCCAAAGCUCCUUAGGCAGCAUCCUAUUAAGAUGUUACGGGAGCAGCCUGGAUGAGCCCACUCUGGGCUUUGCCUCCCUGCAGGCCCAGGCAGCUCAGGAGCCAGGGUGGUGUCCGUUUGGUGUCCUGCAUCCGGAAGCCCUUCCUUCUGUUCUAGUUUCUUCACCCAGUUCUUCCUCGGUAUGAGAAAAAGCACAGCUCAAGUCAAGCCCUUGCACCAAGGAGGGGACUGUGUUCCCUCUGCCUGUCCUCUUGUUUCUUCAAGGGGGUCCCUAAAACGAGGUCUGUGGGUGCCUACACCCGCCGUGUGUUUCUGAGGCAUUAGUGGAAGGCAGCAUAGCACAGGAUUGGAGGUAAGAGUCUUACCUGCCCCCUCACCAGGCAAGCCACUGGGAGAGCCCCUCCCCUCCCCUCCACUCCCUUCCCCCGCCUCAGUGCCUGAGAUGCUGCCAGUGCAUCGCCCGGCUAGUUAAGGUCCUGAGUCCUUACCCUACUGAAGACAUUAGUCUGUCGAAAGCCAUUGUCAUUUGAGGAAGCUAGCUGGCUUGGCUCCUCUGCUAGAAUGUGUGGGCUGGGUAGGUAUGAACUGUGUGAUGCACACGACCUCACUGUGCCCUGAGACUACUAUAGCCCCUUCUCAGUGGAGAAGAAACCUGUGUUCUUAAUAGGAAUAAAACUCGCUUCUCUGAAGCCUGUUCAGGCUGCUGUUCUUCCCGCUUGAGCUGCGGCGUCUGCCAUCCCCUGGGAUGCUUGCUUGUGUCUAAGCAGUUUUGACAGAAACUUGGGCCCCCCCGAUAGGUAAGGUGAGGAUGUGCCCAUGACCUGGGGACUUUAGAUGUAGCAAGGAGGUGCUUGGUGCUAGGUCUUGGAGGCUCCAGAGCUGGCAGCCUCCUGGGGUAGAGAGAGCAAGGGUGUGGCUGGGGAUGCUUCAUGGGAUAACUUGAAGCAGACUGGUUUGCUGGGUAAACACAGAAACCCAACAAUGACUUUUCAGAUUCCGAGAAUUCUGAGCUACCUGGAAACCUCUGUCAUCACUGCCUUCCUCUGUCCCUUCUCUGAGAAGGAGGUCAUAGCCUGUGCCUGGCUAGACGAGGUGUGGGCUGAGACAAACUGGGAAGCAGGUCUCCGACACUCCAGAAUCAACAUCUCUUUUUAAAAAGAUUUUAUUUUUUUUUUUAUUGUAUGAAUGUGUGUCUGUGUACCAUGUCUGUGAGGAGGCCAGUAGAGGGCGCCAGCUCCCCUGGAACGGAAGGUACAGGUUGUUGGGAGCCACAUAAAGUGGGUGUUGGGAACCAAACGGCUGAGCCAUCUCUCCAGUCCCAAUAUCCAGCUCUUUCCCUGGGUUCCCGUCACAAUCUUGAAGCCGAAGAGGGACACUGGGCGGCUGUGAGUACAGGGAGGGUCUGGGACUGGGCUGCACCCCAUGUCCCCCUCCAUGCUACCUCGUCCUCUUAGGAACAAAGCGGCUUAGAGGUCAUGAUGGGGCUGUGACAGGGCUUUCGUGGGCUGCGGUAGAGGUUUUGGUCCAAAUGCCGGACUCCCGAGCUGUCAGGGAAACUGAUCGUCCUGCCCCUGCUUCAGCUUCUGGAGUUCUGGAUUACAGAUGUGCACAACCAUUAAUGCCAGAUGCUGGCCUGAGAAAGGAGGGUCCGUCCCUGUCCCUGGCCUGGCUCCAGGGCCUGUUUGUCAGAGGUGUGGCCGUAUGACAGCGUCAGUCCCGAGACCGCCCAGGAUGGGACAAGAGUAAGUUUCCGCGCCCUGAAGACCAUCUCCAGCAGCCCACUCUGGGUGACUCCUAAAGGACUUUAUUGUCCUGCUUCUUCUACACGAAGAAAGGGCCUGCCAGCUCCAGGCCUGUGCCACCUGUGGU
Myodes glareolus (Bank vole) is the source of this 4670-nucleotide messenger RNA. The record is from RefSeq and is a predicted model, not a curated record. NCBI's taxonomy places the organism in Eukaryota, Metazoa, Chordata, Mammalia, Rodentia, Cricetidae.